CAUACAGUUCAUAUUUUGUAAAGACGGCUAGCAAACAAGACCUUCACCUUCCACUGAAUGUCAUGGCAUGGAUUCUCAUUCAAUCCAGCUAUGUAUGAGAAUUUUUAGAGCCGCACCAUUGAACGACCACAAGUUGAUUGUCUCGUAGGACAAUCCAACAGAGACCCCAUUUCUCUCUCUGCUUUUAAUUUCCACCGCGAGUUCAAACUCAAACUCAACAAUUUGAGGAGCAAAGCAAAUCAAGCCACCAACCAGCACAAAGCUCAAUCAAUAUUCUCAAUUCAUGGCCUCUUUCGAGUCUUCUACCUCUCUUCCACUCUUUCUCCAUUCUCUUUCAAUUUCCCUUUUCUUCAUUUUCCUUCAAAUUCAAACGAGUGCUUCCUCUGUCUCUUCAACACAAACACAAACACAAACACACUACAUAUUGCCUCUAAAAGCACAAACACUUCCUUCACGUGAGCUCUCUUUCCAGCACAAUGUCACCUUAACCGUCUCACUAACCGUUGGCUCGCCCCCACAGAACGUUACCAUGGUCCUUGACACAGGGAGUGAACUCUCAUGGCUUCACUGCAAAAAAUUCCCAAACUUGAAUUCCAUUUUCAACCCACUCCUCUCUUCCUCGUACACCCCAACCCCUUGCACCUCCCCCAUUUGCACGACCCGAACCCCGGACUUCCCCAUACCCGUUUCCUGUGACCAGAAAAAACUCUGCCACGCCACGGUCUCCUACGCCGACGCCUCCUCCAUCGAGGGAAACCUCGCCACCGACACGUUCUUCAUCGGAGGCUCCGCACAACAAGGGACAGUAUUCGGGUGCAUGGAUUCCGGGUACAGCUCCAACACCAACGAGGACUCCAAUACAACCGGGUUAAUGGGCAUGAACCGCGGGUCGCUCUCGUUCGUAACCCAACUGGGCCUCCCGAAAUUCUCGUACUGCAUCUCCGGCCACGACGCCUCCGGCGUGUUGCUCCUCGGCGGCGCCACCUUCGAGUGGCUGGGGCCCCUCCAGUACACCCCUCUUGUCAAGGAGACAACCUCGUUACCGUACUUCGACCGCGCCGCCUACACGGUCCAGCUCGAGGGGAUUAAGGUUUCGGAGAAGCUGCUGCAGCUUCCGAAGUCGGUGUUCGUGCCCGACCAUACCGGGGCGGGUCAGACAAUGGUGGAUUCGGGCACCCAGUUCACGUUUCUUCUCGGGUCGGUUUACACCGCUUUGAGGAACGAGUUCGCUCUCCAAACGAAGGGGUUGCUAACGCCGCUUGACGACCCGAACUACGUGUUCCAAGGAGCGAUGGACUUGUGUUACAGAGUUCCGGCGACUAUUCCGCCGCUGCCGGCGGUGACGCUGGUGUUUGACGGGGCGGAGAUGAGGGUGUCAGGGGAGAGGCUGUUGUAUUGGGUUGGUGAUGUCAGCAAGGGGAAUGAUUCGGUGUAUUGCUUCACUUUUGGGAACUCUGACUUGGUGGGGAUUGAGGCUUACGUCAUCGGUCAUCAUCAUCAACGGAACGUGUGGAUGGAAUUUGAUUUGGUCAACUCUAGGGUUGGAUUCACUGACACUAAGUGUGAGCUUGCCAGUCAACGGCUACGCGUGCAUCCUUAGGUUUUGGAUAGGGUUUUA
Gastrolobium bilobum is the source of this 1618-nucleotide messenger RNA. Its product is annotated as aspartic proteinase PCS1-like. Gene Ontology annotation, biological process: proteolysis. The transcript has a single exon. The record is from RefSeq and is a predicted model, not a curated record. NCBI's taxonomy places the organism in Eukaryota, Viridiplantae, Streptophyta, Magnoliopsida, Fabales, Fabaceae. Bases 284 to 1600 code for a protein of 438 amino acids. Gene Ontology annotation, molecular function: aspartic-type endopeptidase activity.